AUGGGAUUAAAUUGUUUUAUAAGAGGUUACAACGGACGCCACCAUCAAAGAACAGAUUCAUUCAUGAACCAGCUAGUUGUUAGUCACACGCAGCCUAUUGCUGCACUAGCCAUUCCAGUGGAUGAGUUGAAUGAUUUAACCGAUAACUUUAGUUCAGAGGCAUUAAUCGGUGAAGGUUCAAACGGUAGAGUGUUUUACGGUGUUCUUAAAAGCGGUAAAGCAGCUGCCAUCAAGAAACUUGACCAUAGUCACCAGCCAGAUCAUGUAUUUCUUUCUCAGGUAUCAAUGGUUUCAAGAUUUCAACACGACAAUAUUGUUGCACUAAUGGGUUAUUGCGUUGAUGGCCCUCUUCAUGUUCUUGCUUUUGAAUAUGCUCCUAAUGGAUCUUUUCAUGAUAUUCUUCAUGGUCGAAAAGGUGUCAAAGGAGCACCACGAGGUCCUGUUUUGACGUGGCAACAAAGAGUCAAAAUCGCUGUUGGUGCAGCCAGAGGACUCGAGUACUUGCAUAAGAAGGUUAACCCUCAGGUCAUCUACCGAGACAUCAAAUCCAGCAACAUACUUGUGUUCGACGAUGAUGUUUCCAAGGUUGCUGAUUUGGAUAUGUCUGAUAAAGUCAUUGACAUGGCUGCUCACUUCUACUCAACCGGUUGUGUGAUAGUAGGAAGCUUUGGUCAUAGGGCUCCAGAAUACACACUGACAGGAACAUUGAGCACAAAGAGUGACGUGUACUGUUUUGGCAUUGUUCUGCUGGAACUCCUUACAGGUCGAAAAGAUAUUGAUUUCACCUUACCGCCUGGAGAGAUGAGUCUAGAGAGAUGGGCAAUCCCAAAAAUAAGCAAAAACAAAGUGGAGCAAUGCGUUGAUCCAAGGCUACUCGGAGAGUACCCUCCUGAAGCUGCUGGCAAGCUAGCCGCGAUGGCUGCACGCUGUGUGCGUAUUGAUCCAGAUUUUAAACCAAACAUGAGCAUCCUCGUCAAGGCACUUCAACCUCUUUUAAACCCUCCUCGUUCUGCUUCUGAGACUACAAAGAGGAGGAACCCCUAUUGA
Capsella rubella is the source of this 1047-nucleotide messenger RNA. Its product is annotated as pto-interacting protein 1. The record is from RefSeq and is a predicted model, not a curated record. Gene Ontology annotation, molecular function: ATP binding; protein kinase activity. Gene Ontology annotation, biological process: protein phosphorylation. Lineage: Eukaryota; Viridiplantae; Streptophyta; Magnoliopsida; Brassicales; Brassicaceae. The transcript has 7 exons. Bases 1 to 1047 code for a protein of 348 amino acids.